UUUCCUCCUCCCAGCCCAGCCCCUGCCUACUCCCGUUUUAGUAAGGCGCUGGCCGCAGUCUGACAGGAACAGGACGGAGCCAAGAUGGCGGCGGCCGACGGCGACGAUUCGCUCUACCCCAUCGCGGUGCUCAUAGACGAGCUCCGCAACGAGGAUGUUCAGCUUCGCCUCAACAGCAUCAAGAAGCUGUCCACCAUCGCCUUGGCCCUCGGGGUCGAAAGGACCCGCAGUGAGCUUCUGCCCUUCCUUACAGACACCAUCUACGAUGAGGAUGAGGUCCUCUUGGCCCUGGCGGAACAGCUGGGCACCUUCACCACUCUGGUCGGAGGCCCCGAGUACGUGCACUGCCUGCUGCCACCCCUGGAGUCGCUGGCCACGGUGGAGGAAACGGUGGUGCGGGACAAGGCGGUGGAGUCCCUGCGGGCCAUCUCGCACGAGCACUCGCCCUCCGACCUCGAGGCCCACUUCGUGCCGCUCGUGAAGCGGCUGGCGGGCGGCGACUGGUUCACCUCCCGCACGUCGGCCUGCGGCCUCUUCUCCGUCUGCUACCCCCGCGUGUCCAGUGCCGUCAAGGCGGAGCUUCGACAGUACUUCCGGAACCUGUGCUCAGAUGACACCCCCAUGGUGCGGCGGGCCGCAGCCUCCAAGCUGGGGGAGUUCGCCAAGGUGCUGGAGCUGGACAACGUCAAGAGCGAGAUCAUCCCCAUGUUCUCCAACCUGGCCUCUGACGAGCAGGACUCGGUGCGGCUGCUAGCGGUGGAGGCGUGUGUGAACAUCGCCCAGCUCCUGCCCCAGGAGGAUCUGGAGGCCCUGGUGAUGCCCACCCUGCGCCAGGCUGCUGAGGACAAGUCCUGGCGCGUCCGGUACAUGGUGGCCGACAAGUUCACAGAGCUCCAGAAAGCAGUGGGGCCUGAGAUCACCAAGACGGACCUGGUCCCUGCCUUCCAGAACCUGAUGAAAGACUGUGAGGCCGAGGUGAGGGCCGCAGCCUCCCACAAGGUCAAAGAAUUCUGUGAAAAUCUCUCAGCUGACUGUCGGGAGAAUGUGAUCAUGACCCAGAUCUUGCCCUGCAUCAAGGAGCUGGUGUCAGAUGCCAACCAACAUGUCAAGUCGGCCCUGGCCUCAGUCAUCAUGGGCCUCUCUCCGAUCCUGGGCAAAGACAACACCAUCGAGCACCUCCUGCCCCUCUUCCUGGCUCAGCUGAAGGAUGAGUGCCCGGAGGUGCGGCUGAACAUCAUCUCCAACCUGGACUGCGUAAACGAGGUGAUUGGCAUCCGGCAGCUGUCCCAGUCCCUGCUUCCCGCCAUUGUGGAGCUGGCUGAGGAUGCCAAGUGGCGAGUGCGGCUGGCCAUCAUUGAGUACAUGCCUCUGCUGGCUGGACAGCUGGGGGUGGAGUUCUUUGAUGAGAAACUCAACUCCUUGUGCAUGGCCUGGCUUGUCGAUCACGUCUAUGCCAUCCGCGAGGCGGCCACCAGCAACCUGAAGAAACUGGUGGAGAAGUUUGGGAAGGAGUGGGCCCAUGCUACUAUCAUCCCCAAGGUCUUGGCCAUGUCUGGGGACCCCAACUACCUGCACCGCAUGACUACGCUCUUCUGCAUCAAUGUGCUGUCCGAGGUCUGUGGGCAGGACAUCACCACCAAGCACAUGCUGCCCACGGUGCUGCGUAUGGCUGGGGACCCCGUCGCCAAUGUCCGCUUCAACGUGGCCAAGUCCCUACAGAAGAUAGGGCCCAUCCUGGACAACAGCACACUGCAGAGCGAAGUCAAGCCCAUCCUAGAGAAGCUGACCCAGGACCAGGACGUGGACGUCAAGUACUUUGCCCAGGAGGCUCUGACUGUUCUGUCUCUCGCCUGAUGCUGGAAGAGGAGCCAACGCCGGCCUCUGGUGUCCAUCCUUCCCCCCCAGUCCCUCCCUCAGGGAGACAUUGGGGGGCCUUUGGCUGUCACUCCCUGUGCAUGGUCUGACCCCAGGCCCCUCCCCCAGCAUGGAUCCUCCCCUCCCCAGCCUGGGAAUCCGACUUCUCACCGUCCACCUCCCGAGGGGCUGAGGGGAGCGCAAGGUGGGACAGGGCAGAGAGACCUUGGGAGGAAGGGGCCACUCCCACCCACGCUGGGGGAGAGAUGUGAGCAUCCCAGGUCACUGGCUUCUGCUGCUGUAAUGGGGACUCCCUCCGUCAUCUACUUCUCCACCUCCCUUCCUUCCCCUCGGUGGUUUUUUUUGUGUCAACUGUGUCGUUUUUAUUCCUUUUUUUCCCCUUUUCACAGAGAAAUAAAGGUCUAGAAAUA
Molecule: messenger RNA, 2285 nt
Organism: Eubalaena glacialis (North Atlantic right whale)
Lineage: Eukaryota; Metazoa; Chordata; Mammalia; Artiodactyla; Balaenidae
Gene: PPP2R1A
Product: protein phosphatase 2 scaffold subunit Aalpha
Exons: 15
Coding region: 85-1854 (589 amino acids)
Biological process (GO): protein dephosphorylation
Cellular component (GO): protein phosphatase type 2A complex; cytoplasm
Molecular function (GO): protein phosphatase regulator activity; protein binding
Source: RefSeq, a predicted model, not a curated record